GAGAGCACCGGAUGGGUUUGUUUUGUCAUAGAGGGACACAACUUCUGGGUGAACUCUGUCAUGUUCUCACCCCAUGGUUCUCAAAUUGUGUCUGGUUCACACAACAAUACAAACAAGGUGUGGAACAUGCAGAUGGGUGCUGCGAUCAGCCUACCAAUGGAGGGCCACACAAGCAUUGUCUAUUCUGUCAUGUUCUUGCCCAACAGCUCUCAAAUCGUGUCUGGUGCAGGCAACAAGACAAUCAGGCUAUGGCAU
Messenger RNA from Dacryopinax primogenitus, 255 nucleotides. RefSeq names its product WD40 repeat-like protein. The record is from RefSeq and is a predicted model, not a curated record. Gene Ontology annotation, molecular function: protein binding. The annotation marks the transcript as partial. The transcript has a single exon. NCBI's taxonomy places the organism in Eukaryota, Fungi, Basidiomycota, Dacrymycetes, Dacrymycetales, Dacrymycetaceae.